GUUGCGUGGUUUCCCAGCUCAGUCGAACUGUACUGUGCCUCCUCUCCUCUGCUCCUUCCAUGGCCGUGGGCGUGGACAAGCCUCAAGAAGAAGCUUCCAUUGCCCGUUUCUACAAGGUUGUUCUCAGCUGGGACUAUUUUCGUCUCAUCAAAGAAUCUAACAAGAGGAAGCGAGAAUUAAAGGAAGGAGGUACUUUGGGGCUGAAGAAAGUCAAGGAUAGGUACGACGACGUUGAUGAUUACAUCUCUACUUUUGAGCCUCUUCUUUUCGAAGAAGUUAAAGCUCAGAUUUGUCAGAAGAAAGACGACGAUGAAGUGACAGAAUGGGAGAGCAGAGUGGUCGUGGAUUGCAAUGAGGUUGAUGGGUUUCACUUAGCAGUUGUUAAUUAUGCUAAUGAAGAAUUUAUUUCGCAGAAUGAUCUAUUGCUUCUUUCUAAAGUCAAGUUUCAAGAGGGUGCAAGACUUCCAACAGCAUAUGUAUUUGCUUUUGUGGAAAGUUGCCAAAACAACCGUAUCAUACUUAGAAUGUUUCUGGCUGGAGAAUUCACACCUGGGAAAAAAGAUGUCAUUGAGAAUUCGUCAAGGCUUUCAAGUGUGCGGUCCUUGAUUACAUCUAACAAUGAAGCAGACCGACUCUUUUACAGUAUGAAGAUAUGCAGUUUAUCAACUAUUACUCGUGAGUAUGUAGCUCUGCAAUCAAUUGGCUCUCUCCCUUUUAAGGAUUUGAUAAUAACAGCAACUGAAAAGAAAAUUGAUUUGGAAGAUCAUGCCUGGAAAAUAUCUAGACCUCUGGAGGAAUAUAUAAAAGACACUCUUAAUAAUUCUCAAUGGGAUGCUAUACAGGCAGGUCUGUCGCGCAAGCCUUUUGUUCUGAUACAGGGUCCUCCAGGAACAGGAAAGACACAAACCAUCCUUGGGAUUCUAAGUGCAAUAUUGCAUGCAACUCCAGCAAGACUGCAUUCCAGGCGUGGGUUGCUGGCCAUAAAGCGUGGACCAAAAUUAUCUGUUCAUGAAACGAACAAUCAUUGGGGACGAGCAGCUCCAUGGCUUGGAGGUAGUAAUCCAAGAGAUGACAUAGUGCCUAUUGAUGGUGAUGAUGGUUUUUUCCCAACCUCAGGAAAUGAAUUGAAACCAGAACAAGUCAAUUCCAGCCGUAAAUAUCGUGUACGCGUCCUUGUAUGUGCCCCUUCAAACUCUGCACUAGAUGAGAUUGUAUUGCGAGUUUUAAACAAUGGCGUUCGUGAUGAAAAUGAUCGCUCCUAUAACCCUAAAAUUGUUCGGAUUGGUCUUAAGGCACAUCAUUCCGUCCGUGCGGUUUCCAUGGAUUAUCUGUUAAAGCAAAAGAAUGAAAGCAUGGAGGCUGAUAAAGAGAGAUUUGGAGCUGCAGGAAGGGAUAGGGAUAGUGUUCGUGCUGCAAUCUUGGAGGAGGCUGUAAUUGUUUUCUCCACGCUAAGUUUCAGUGGUUCAGCUCUUUUCAGUAAAUGGAAUCGUGGUUUUGAUGUUGUUAUAAUAGAUGAAGCUGCCCAAGCUGUAGAACCAGCUAUUCUUGUUCCACUGGCCAAUGGAUGCAAACAAGUAUUUCUGGUUGGUGAUCCAGUUCAACUGCCGGCUACUGUAAUUUCUCCAAUUGCCGGAGAUUUUGGAUAUGGUAUGAGUAUGUUCGAGAGAUUUCAGAAGGCUGGCUAUCCAGUGACCAUGCUCAAAACCCAGUACCGAAUGCAUCCAGAGAUAAGGAGCUUUCCUUCAGGGGAGUUUUAUGCAGAGUCAUUGGAAGAUGGUCCUAACGUUAAAGAUCAGACAAGGCGUUUGUGGCAUGACUAUCGAUGUUUUGGACCAUUUUGCUUCUUUAACUUGCACGAAGGGAAAGAAUCUAAACCCCCAGGAAGUGGGUCAUGGAUAAAUAAUGAUGAGGUUGAAUUUGUUUUCCUCUUGUUUCAGAAAUUAGUUAGUGCAUACCCAGAGCUCAAAUCAAGUCAGCAAUUUGCAAUUAUAUCCCCAUACAGUGCACAAGUAAAUCUCUUGAAAGAACGUUUUAAGACGACUUUCGGAGUUGAUUCAGAGAAAGUAGUGGAUAUCACUACUGUUGAUGGUUGCCAGGGUCGUGAGAAGGAUGUUGCCAUAUUUUCUUGUGUUAGGGCAAGUGAGAAAAACGGCAUUGGAUUUGUGGCUGAUUUUCGGAGAAUGAAUGUCGGCAUAACUAGAGCAAAGUCUUCUGUCUUGGUUGUUGGAUCUGCAUCGACACUAAAAAGGGGCGAUGAGCAUUGGAAUAACCUAGUGCAAAGUGCAGAAAAGAGGGACUGCAUGUUCAAGGUAUCGAAGCCGUAUGCUUCAUUUUUCAGCGAAGAGAAUAUAAAAUCCAUGGCAGUGAAAGAAGAGGCCCCAGCAGCAUCAGGGAAGGCAACACAUAAUGCUGAAGAGGAGAACAAUGCAGCUGCUGCAUACAAUCCAGGGGAAGCUGAUCAUGCACAAGCUGAAGACAAUGAUUAUGGAGAUGGGGACAUGGACAUGGAUGAUGGAGGAGGAGGCAUGGAUGAUGAAUGAGUCCCCAACUAUUCAACUAACACCCAAAAGAGAUGUAAAUUUAUAUCUAUUUUUUUUUAUUUGAGUAUUUUUCAUUUUUAUUCUUAUAAUAGUAUAACCCAACAGUGGAAAAUUUUGGAACAUUCUGCAUAAUGCUUAUGUAUCAACAAGUCAUUGUGUUCACAAACAUUACCACACUUGAUAACUUAUGGUACAUUAUUAUUAUAGCUUUGUCAUGACUCAUGCUGAUUUGAUUGCCUAACACUUGAUCAAUAAGACUUUUUUCAUUUUUA
This is a messenger RNA of Humulus lupulus (European hop), 2812 nucleotides long. RefSeq names its product probable helicase MAGATAMA 3. The record is from RefSeq and is a predicted model, not a curated record. NCBI's taxonomy places the organism in Eukaryota, Viridiplantae, Streptophyta, Magnoliopsida, Rosales, Cannabaceae. Bases 60 to 2540 code for a protein of 826 amino acids. The transcript is spliced from 20 exons. Gene Ontology annotation, molecular function: helicase activity.